Molecule: messenger RNA, 731 nt
Organism: Andrographis paniculata
Lineage: Eukaryota; Viridiplantae; Streptophyta; Magnoliopsida; Lamiales; Acanthaceae
Product: cytochrome b-c1 complex subunit 6-like
Exons: 5
Coding region: 196-405 (69 amino acids)
Biological process (GO): mitochondrial electron transport, ubiquinol to cytochrome c
Source: RefSeq, a predicted model, not a curated record
GAGGGAGCAUAUAGUUAAAUUAAGGAAGCAUUCAAGGGAGUAUCCUACGCUCCGGCGCACGUUAGUUGACCCAACCAGAUCCUCUUUUCCCGAGUCUCGCAGAUCAACCAUUCGCGCUUCCUCCGCCCACCUCCAUUCUCACGACGCCACCUCUCGCGCUCUGGUUGCUUUGAUUGAUCUAUUUCCUGUUCAGCUAUGGCUGAUGAUGAACCUGUAGAUCCAAAGAGGGAGCUUGAAGACCGCUGUAAGGCACCAUGUGCACGGCCACUUAAAGAUUAUCAGGCGUGCACUAAAAGAAUUGAAGGUGACGACUCCGGGCACAAGCACUGUACUGGGCAAUACUUUGACUACUGGCACUGCGUCGACAAAUGUGUUGCUACUAAGCUGUUUUCUUACCUUAAAUAACCGAUGAGGGCGGGCAUUCGACCGUCCAUUUAGCAUGGAAAACAGGUUUCCUACUUUAAUUCUUCAAAGACUCGCUAGGAAUUCAGUUUUUCCGUUUGUGUUCUUGCUUGCAUGCCACCUCCAUUGAAAAUUUUGUGUUUUUGGAGAGAUUUGUUUAAUCAAUAAAUCUGAACUUGAUGGGAUUGAGUUUUUCUAAGUUUUUUGUUGGUAUAAUGAUGUGGUGUAAGGGGAUCAGCCCUUGUUGGUUUACCAUCAACGGAAACGGGCAUAAACCCACCUUAAUUAUAAAUUAUUGUCAUUAAUUAUAAGUUAUUGCCAUUUAUUUC